Molecule: messenger RNA, 1752 nt
Organism: Rubroshorea leprosula
Lineage: Eukaryota; Viridiplantae; Streptophyta; Magnoliopsida; Malvales; Dipterocarpaceae
Source: the annotation of a GenBank genome assembly
GCUACACAAAUCAUGCUCGCAAACCCUAGACUGCUCUCUUCUUUAGCAUCGGCACAGUUUGCAACCGAUAAUGGCGGCAGGUCCGGUGCGCUAUCUCCGCCGCCAAUCUCCGAGGAGGUGCAGAGGAUCGACGUCAAUCCCCUUAAAGAGACUCGAGAUUUCCCUCCCGAAGAUAUGUGUCUACGCAAUUGGCUCUUCAACCAUUUCUAAAAGUUAAUGCAGGUUUCACGAAUUUAUGGAUUCGAAGAGGUGGAUUUGCCGGUACUAGAGUCAGAGGCGCUCCUUGUCAGGAAGGCAGGGGAGGAGAUCAAGGACCAGUUAUAUUGUUUUAAAGAUUGAGAAUGCGUAGUGUUGCAUUGAGGCCUGAGCACGCACCUUCUCUAGCAAGGCUGGUGAUACAGAAAGGAAAAUCUUUGCCCCUACCAUUGAAAUGGUUUUCUGUUGGACAGUGCUGGUGAUAUGAGAGAAUGACGAGGGGGCGAUGCAGCGAGCACUAUCAGUGGAAUAUGUAUAUUCUUGGCAUGCCUGGGGUCGCAGCUGAGGCAGAACUUAUUUCUUCUAUUGUCACUAUCUUCGAGAGAAUUGGAAUCAUGGCAUCUGAUGUUGGAUUUAAGAAUUAUUGAGGUGCUAUUCCAUACCUGAAAAUUUGUUUGCCAAGGUCUGCAUCAUCAUAGACAAGAUUGAGAAGAUUCCAAUUGAUGAGAUCAAGAGUUAAAGUCUACUGGUUUAUCAGUAGAGGCUAUUGAGGAGCUAUUGCAAGUCCUUUCCAUAACAUCAUUGACAAAACUGGAAGGCUGGUUUUACAAUAUGAUGAUGAGAUGUUGUUUCUUGAUAUCUUUGAGCAAAAGAGAAAAACUUGGGAGUGCUGGGGAGGCAAUUGCUGCCCUGAAACAAUUGUUCUCACUUGCUGAAGAGUUUGGUUAUUAUGUGUGGAUUCAAUUCGAUGCAUCCAUUGUCCGUGGCCUUGCAUACUACACUGGUCUUGUAUUCAAGGAUCCUGCUGUAGGAAGUCAUCUUUUCCAAAUUUGUACAACCUGCUGGGCAGCACCACUAACAUGAAGGGAAUGACAAUAAUCUCUUGAAGUUCAUUGUACAACUUAUUCUUAACAAUUUUGGGAUUCCUCUCAGGGUUUUGAUAGAAAAGGAAAACUGAGAGCCAUUUGUGGUGGUGCUGAUAUGAUCGAUUACUCUCUACUUUUGGAGGGGAUGACAUUCCAGCUUGUGGCUUUGGGUUUGGUGAUGCUGUCAUUGUAGAAGUAUGCUAAAGUCCAGAAAAUUUUUUUUCCAGCCAUGUUGUUGAAGGAGAAGGGACUCGUACCUGAACUCAGCUUUGAAGUAGACAAACAUUGUCUGUGCUCUGGAUCAUGAUCUUCAAGGGGUAGCAGCAAGAGUUGCUACCUACUUUGAGGAAAAGGCCAAACAGUUGAUUUAGUCUUGGAGAGCAAGCCACUUAAAUGGGUGUUCAAACGAGCUGUAAGGACAAAUGCACAGAGGCUGAUAUUGGUUGGAACUACAGAUUGGCAAAGGGGUAUGAUUGGUGUAAAAAUCCUCUCUUCCGGUGAGCAAUAUGAGAUUCAACUUGAUGAAUUAGAGUGUAAGACAUUGGCUUGCGUUUGUAGCUCGUCUGUGCUUAUGUUUUCAGUUUCUAAUUUUGUUCUUAUAAGCAUGCUUAGGUUCUAAUUUUGCUUAUUCAAUUGUUUUUCUCUUUCUAAAGUACUUGUGGGUGUAUUUCAAUAUAUUAAAUUAUUAUCA